This is a messenger RNA of Atta colombica, 964 nucleotides long. It is a transcript of the gene Prosalpha4, whose product is annotated as proteasome subunit alpha type-7-1. Gene Ontology annotation, cellular component: proteasome core complex; proteasome core complex, alpha-subunit complex; nucleus. The coding region runs from base 94 to 843 and encodes 249 amino acids. NCBI's taxonomy places the organism in Eukaryota, Metazoa, Arthropoda, Insecta, Hymenoptera, Formicidae. The transcript has 6 exons. Gene Ontology annotation, biological process: ubiquitin-dependent protein catabolic process. The record is from RefSeq and is a predicted model, not a curated record.
CUCCGAAACGAGUCGAAUGAUCGACUACUCGGAAAACGGUGGAGUCAUUUUGAGUUUCCUGCAGGACGGUGAAUAUUUUAGACAGCCGAAACGAUGUCGGCGAGAUACGAUAGAGCGAUCACGGUUUUUUCACCAGAUGGGCAUCUGCUCCAGGUGGAAUAUGCUCAGGAAGCAGUCAAGAAAGGCUCGACGGCGGUUGGUGUACGCGGUGCAGAUGUAGUAGUCUUGGGUGUUGAGAAGAAGUCUGUUGCUAAAUUACAAGAGGAACGUACAGUGCGCAAAAUAUGUCUAUUGGACGAUCAUGUAAUUAUGGCCUUUGCAGGUUUGACUGCUGACGCAAGAGUAUUGAUCAAUCGUGCGCAAGUUGAAUGUCAGAGUCAUAAAUUAACUGUAGAAGAUCCCGUUACCUUGGAAUAUAUUACAAGGUAUAUUGCAGGCUUAAAACAGAAAUAUACACAAAGUAACGGCCGUAGACCUUUUGGAAUAUCCUGUCUCCUAGCUGGAUUUGAUUAUGAUGGUGUCCCACACCUUUAUCAAACAGAGCCAUCAGGGAUAUAUUACGAAUGGAAGGCAAACGCAACAGGUCGCAGUGCUAAAACUGUACACGAAUUCUUAGAGAAGUAUUAUACCCCGGAAGAAGUAUCGACAGAAAAAGGUUGUAUAAAAUUAGCUAUCAGAGCGCUCCUUGAAGUAGUUCAAUCUGGACAAAAAAAUCUGGAAAUAGCAGUAAUGCGACGUGGACAGCCGUUAGAGAUGUUGGACACAGACACCAUAGGUGAAUAUGUAACAGAAAUCGAAAGAGAAAAGGAAGCAGAGGCGGAAAAGAAGAAACAGAAAAAGUGAUGUCUCGUGUUCUAUUAUGCACUUUUACUAUACUAUUAUUAAUUAAUUUUUCUUAUAAAAUAAAUAUAUUGGAAAGAAAUAGAGGAGGAAAACAUACAAAUGAAAAAUGCGAUAAGAAAAA